AUGUCGCGCUACGACGAUUACCGCUCCUCCUCCGAGAGACUGGAGCGCGUGCGGGAUCGCCGAUACUCUCGCGGCGCCGCUGUCCUCGACCGUCCUCCACGGAUGGAAGAAGACCGCUUCGAAUCCCGCUUGCACGAAACUGACAGAUAUGGUCCUCCUGCCCGCCGGUCGGACAGGCUCUACGAGGACGACCAUCUGAUCCACACCUCGGGACCACUGGUCGCCUAUGACCGGCCCCGCGGCGAGAGCCCACCCCCGCGCCCUCGCCUGCUCCGUCGCCAGUCCUCCCUAGACACAUUCGACCGUAUCCCCUCGCGCAAACUUGACGAGUUCUACUACCACGGACAUCUGCCUCCUCGGGACGCCCCUGCGCCGUCAAUCCCGCGAAGACGCCCCUCCCGGCGCCAUAAGGAAACCGACUACUAUGAAGACAUUCGCAUCGCGGAACCGGACUACUAUGGCGACGAGGAGUUUCGGGGCUUCCGGGAGCGGGAUCGAUAUGCGGGUCAUCCGCGCCGGUCGAGUGGUCGGGUCCGCGAGGAGUUGGUCGAAGAAAUUGCGUAUGAGAAACCGUACCCUCGCAAGGGGAAGACUCGUAUGCCUCGAAGACUGGUGCAUACUCAUGCGAUCAGGAAGCUGGGUUAUCCAUAUCAGGAGGAGGAUGAUCUGAUCACAAUCCAGCUGGCUCUGUCCAAAGAGCAGAUUGACGAAGUCAUCAGUCUCAGUCGAGAGGUCAAGCGCCAUGCGGAAACUCGGGUAGUACAUGCUCGUCGCUCACCAUCGCCGAUUCGUGCACGGCGCAAAGAGAGGACCGUCGAGAAACUCACAAUGGAGACAUACUCCCCUCGCGCAAGCCAUAACACACUGAUCAUUGAAGCGUCACCUUCCCGACACCGAUCCACGUCACGAUACCAAUCUCCCUCGCGAUAUCGUUCGCCCUCGCGUCAUUAUGAACUCAGCGAAAAGCGAGUUACGAGGGCUGUUUCCCGCACCCGCUCGAUAUCCGUUCAUGGCCGCCAUCGCCGCCUCUCGUCGCCUGUCCGGAUGAUGGAGCGGUUCGAGCCUGACAAGACUGGCACUUCCCCACUUGCUGUCGUGAUCCGUCCUCGGGACAGCGACGAAGACCUUCACGAACUCAGACGGCUGGAACUCGCGGAUAGAGAGGAGGUGAUUCGCGACACGGAGCGCCUGCUUCCGAAUGGCGAUGUCGAGGAAAUCACGGAAGUGAAGAGGGACCGCAGAGGACCCAAUCCUCGGAUUCUCCGCGCAAUGAUGGCAACCUUGACCUGA
Messenger RNA from Aspergillus clavatus NRRL 1, 1290 nucleotides. RefSeq lists its product as uncharacterized. The record is from RefSeq and is a predicted model, not a curated record. Bases 1 to 1290 code for a protein of 429 amino acids. The transcript is spliced from 4 exons. Lineage: Eukaryota; Fungi; Ascomycota; Eurotiomycetes; Eurotiales; Aspergillaceae.